Callorhinchus milii (elephant shark) is the source of this 591-nucleotide messenger RNA. RefSeq names its product EF-hand calcium-binding domain-containing protein 9. Bases 1 to 591 code for a protein of 196 amino acids. The transcript has 4 exons. Gene Ontology annotation, cellular component: cytoplasm; sperm principal piece. The record is from RefSeq and is a predicted model, not a curated record. Gene Ontology annotation, molecular function: calcium ion sensor activity. Lineage: Eukaryota; Metazoa; Chordata; Chondrichthyes; Chimaeriformes; Callorhinchidae. Gene Ontology annotation, biological process: flagellated sperm motility.
AUGAAGCUGAAACCUGGAGUUGUUUUCAAUCAUAUAUAUCUUGACAGAAUUCAUAUUCUAAUGUCAGUCAGAAAUACCAAAGUGUUGUUAGAAUACUUUAAGAUUCUGGAUGUUCAUGAGAAAAGAACUUUAAAUGAUGUUCAGUUUUACCACUUUCUUCACCAUAUCACAGAUCUGUCCAAUUUCCAAAUAAUGUACGUUUUUGAUAUGUUUGAUUGGAAAGGUAACGGAGAAAUUGGCUUUGAAGAAUUUUACAUGUUGGUUGCAAUCAUAAUUGCUAACAAGGAUUGCAUAGAAAAGCAGUUUCUUUAUCGCCAUUCUCGCCCUAUUUUCGACCUCUUUGACAUUGAUGGAGGUCGCACCAUCUCCGUUGCAGAAUUUUGUGCUUCAGGAUUUCUCUUUAACAUGAAAGAACGAGCUUACCUCCAAUUGUUUCAGGAAUAUGCCGGAACUGGUGAUGAGCACUUAACCUACAAUGAAUUCAGGCUGUUUAUCCUGGCCUGUGUAGACAAACAUGAAAGUCUAACUGAUGAGAAAAGGAAGUUCCUGAAGAAACAACCGAAGAAAUUGAGUGACGUGUAUGGAUUCUAA